AUGUACAGGAAACUUCAAGGAAACUGCCAACGCUGUAAGUUAGAACGUGCCGCCCCGUGUGCUACCGCGAUGGGAGAUCUUCCUGCAGCCAGACUCGCUGCAUUCACUAGGCCAUUUGCUUACGUAGGAAUAGACUACUUUGGCCCAAUGACUGUAUCACUAGGACGACGAAUGGAAAAAAGAUGGGGAGUACUGAUAACCUGCUUAACGGUUCGUGCGAUUCACAUCGAACUCGCAUACUCGUUGAGUACCGACUCGUGCAUCAUGGCCCCAAGAUGCUUCAUGGCCAGAUGUGGUGUUCCUGUAGAAAUUCAUAGCGAAAGAGGUACAAACUUCCAAGGUGCAUCCAAGGAACUCACCAAUGAAUUGCAAAAAAUAAACAAAGAAAAACUAAUUGCCGAAAUAGUAUCUCCAAACACAGCAUGGAAAUUCAUUCCCCCAGCCUCUCCGCAUAUGGGUGGGGCGUGGGAGCGGAUGAUUCGAACAGUUAAAAAUAACCUCCAACAGAUGAAAUUACCUACAUUACCAACUGACGAGGUGUUGAGGAACGCGUUGGUAGAAAUAGAGAACACUAUCAACUCAAGGCCGCUAACGCACAUCCCACUCGAUGAUGAAAAUGCAUCCGUUCUCACGCCAAAUCAUUUUCUACUGGGGUCUUCUGAUGGACUAAAGCCUCUCGCUCUCUUCGACGAUACUUCCACUGUACUGAAGCGUAGCUGGCAGAUGUCACAAACGAUGGCCAAUAUAUUCUGGCACCGUUGGCUUGCCGAUUACCUUCCAACUCUGACUCGAAGGACCAAGUGGUUCAACCUCGUUAAACCGAUUGCAGUUGGCGACAUGGUGAUUAUUGUUGACUCGAAGUCUCCAAGGAACAGCUGGCCAAAGGGGAGGGUGAUUGCUGUAAGUUACUCCAAAGACGGACAGGUGAGACGAGCUACAGUUCAAACAGUUAACGGGAUAUAUGAACGUCCAGCGGUGAAGUUGGCGGUACUCGACAUUGGCGUUGAUGCUAGUGCAGACCAAGGAGGAUCUGGUCGCACUCCGGGGGGAGUGUUACCUGCGCAAUGUCGAGCAACACAAACCUUUGGGAAAACGGGGCAACAACCAACAUGA
Topomyia yanbarensis is the source of this 1113-nucleotide messenger RNA. RefSeq lists its product as uncharacterized. Lineage: Eukaryota; Metazoa; Arthropoda; Insecta; Diptera; Culicidae. Gene Ontology annotation, molecular function: nucleic acid binding. Gene Ontology annotation, biological process: DNA integration. The record is from RefSeq and is a predicted model, not a curated record. The coding region runs from base 1 to 1113 and encodes 370 amino acids. The transcript has a single exon.